UAUACACCGUCCUUAUCACUUUGCUGUGCUCUCGCAAAACCUUCGUGCAGGCAGAAGAAGCAUAGCAAACAUGGCGGCAGCCGCGCAGCAACAGCCGAGAGUGUUGUCAACGAAAGAAGCCGACAUUCAGAUGAUGUUGGCUGCUGAUGUUCAUCUCGGCACCAAAAAUUGUGACUUUCAGAUGGAGCGUUAUGUCUUCAAACGCCGAAAUGAUGGAAUUUUCAUCAUUAACAUCAUGAAGACAUGGGAAAAGCUUCAGCUUGCUGCACGUGUCAUUGUUGCUAUUGAGAACCCUAAGGACAUUAUUGUACAAUCUGCUAGAACAUAUGGUCAGAGGGCUGUCUUGAAGUUUGCUCAGUACACUGGAGCCCAAGCUAUUGCUGGACGUCACACUCCUGGAACUUUCACCAACCAGAUGCAAACCUCAUUCAGUGAACCCCGCCUUCUCAUCCUAACUGAUCCAAGAACUGAUCACCAGCCCAUCAAGGAAGCAGCCCUUGGGAACAUUCCCACUAUUGCUUUUUGUGACACUGAUUCACCCAUGCGCUAUGUUGAUAUUGGAAUCCCUGCGAACAAUAAGGGAAAACACAGCAUUGGUGUUCUGUUCUGGCUCUUGGCAAGGAUGGUGCAGCAGAUGCGUGGUGCUAUUGCUCCAGGCCACAAGUGGGAUAUCAUGGUGGAUCUCUUCUUCUACAGGGAGCCAGAGGAGUCUAAGGAACAAGAGGAGGAAGAAGUUGCGGCGAUACAAGAUUAUCCAGAUUACAGUAAUACUGCUAUUGGUGUUGACUGGGGUUCUAGCCAGAUCACAGAGGGCCAAUGGAAUCAAGACACAGUUGCUGCUCCUGCUGGUGAUGGUUGGGCUGCGGAUGCUGCUCCUGCUCAAAUCGAUGGAGGAUGGGAUGCUGCUGCCCCACCACCGGUUCCUGUUGUUGUACCAGGUGUGGUCGCGGAUAAUGCAGCAACUGGGUGGGACUAAAAAUCUACAGACUGUUUCUUCUUAAAGAAUGCUAGAUUAUCUUCCGCUCCUUUCAUGAAUUUAUAUGAUCAAUUAUUUACGAUGUUGUAGUAGUUUUUCUUCAUGCAAAGAAUUUUGACUGGUUUUGAGCGUUUUUAACUUCCCAUACAUUUUGUGUUUGCCUUCCAGAUUAUCUGUUAAAUGCUGAUUUUUGUUUGGUCUUGUUUCCACUGCAUAUUAGUGGUGAACAUAGUUAGGGGUUAGAUUUGUUCAGUAGAAGCCAUUCUUUAGUAAUCGUGCAUGGAAUUAUUUUAAAUGAUUUGGUUCAAGUAAAAAAACUGCGUCGUGAUGAUAUUUUCUUUAA
Cuscuta epithymum is the source of this 1319-nucleotide messenger RNA. Lineage: Eukaryota; Viridiplantae; Streptophyta; Magnoliopsida; Solanales; Convolvulaceae. The record is from the annotation of a GenBank genome assembly.